GUUACCAAAUAGAGCUGACAUUCAAGCAUGAUGAUGGAUCUUACAGCCUUCACGGAAUGAGAGAUGCCUCUGGUAACACUUGGUUAACUGCAUUCGUAAUGAAGACAUUUGGAGGGGCAAAGAAGUAUGUAUUCAUAGAUCAGACACAUAUCGACCAGGCAAAGACUUGGUUGAGUCAGCAGCAGCAGACAAAUGGGUGCUAUGCCUCAGUGGGCCCAUUCGUUUACAGUUUAAUGAGGGAUGGAGUCAGUGAUCAUGUCACUCUAACUGCAUACAUAACCGCAGCUCUGUUGGAGAUGGGCAUAAAUAAAUCU
Triplophysa rosa is the source of this 314-nucleotide messenger RNA. RefSeq names its product alpha-2-macroglobulin-like protein 1. Lineage: Eukaryota; Metazoa; Chordata; Actinopteri; Cypriniformes; Nemacheilidae. The annotation marks the transcript as partial. The record is from RefSeq and is a predicted model, not a curated record. The transcript is spliced from 3 exons.